This is a messenger RNA of Halteromyces radiatus, 2067 nucleotides long. Its product is annotated as phosphatidylinositol 3 and 4-kinase-domain-containing protein. The coding region runs from base 1 to 2067 and encodes 688 amino acids. The transcript has 5 exons. The record is from RefSeq and is a predicted model, not a curated record. Gene Ontology annotation, cellular component: fungal-type vacuole membrane; trans-Golgi network; lysosomal membrane. Gene Ontology annotation, biological process: endosome organization; phosphatidylinositol phosphate biosynthetic process; Golgi organization. Gene Ontology annotation, molecular function: 1-phosphatidylinositol 4-kinase activity. Lineage: Eukaryota; Fungi; Mucoromycota; Mucoromycetes; Mucorales; Cunninghamellaceae.
AUGAUACCCCAACAUCAAGCACAAGGUCCUUCUCUUUCUCAUCCUUCCAACACAAACUCGUCUUCCUUUUUACCGAACGAUAGUUUGGCGAAAUUGCCCCAGGCGACCCGUGAUUAUUUCCACAAUAAAUGGUUACCAACAAAAGCAAGCAAAGCAACUUUAGCCAAUAUGCCUCCUGUCAUCCUAUCUGAUAUUCAACAAGGAAAUAUCCCUUCUCAUACUGAUCCUACUUUACGUGAAUUGGAUGUUCGUGGUUGGACUAUUGUUCAUCGUCGUCGCUAUCGUCUCAAGAAACCAAAGAAAAAGAAGAAAUCAAGAAAGAAUACCAAUAUUGGUUCUGCCAUGCAUGUAUCUACUACUUCUGCUGGGGGUGAUACCACUGAUGAUGACAUCCAUGAUCCUUUUUUAGAUUCUUCUCCAUUACAACCCAAAGAUCAAUACUUACAAAUCGUAGAAUCUGUACAACUCGCUAUCAAUGAUAAUAUUCAACCAACACGAAUCAGUCAAGGAUCGAGUGGAUCUUAUUUUUGUCGCGAUCGAGACAAUACAAUUGUUGGUGUAUUCAAACCAAAGAAUGAAGAACCUUAUGGACAACUAAAUCCUAAAUGGGCCAAAUGGAUUCAUCGACAUUUAUUUCCUUGUUGUUUUGGUCGUAGUUGUUUGAUUCCAAAUUUAGGUUAUAUCUCUGAAGCGGCGGCAUCUUUGGUUGAUCAAGAACUUGGCACGUGUAUUGUUCCUUCCACCAAUUUGGAUCAUUUUACUUCACCCUCUUUCCAUUACGAUUAUUUGGAUCGUCGACGAUACAGACUUUCUCCUCAACAACAUCCUUUACCUCUCAAGAUUGGCAGUUUCCAAUGUUUCCUACAUGGUUAUCGUGAUGCUAAUGUAUUCCUACGUGACAAUCCUUGGCCUUUAGAAACGUCUUCUUCCUUAUCUCUUGACUAUGUUGCUUUGAAUAUGGGCAGUGAUGGUGGUGGUGGCAGCAGCAAUAGCAGUGGUGAUGAAAAUGACUCGGAUACUUUACGGAACCGGACUACGUUUUACGGAAACAAGAUUCAAAAACCUACAUUUCAAUGGACUCCUCAAUUACAGUCUCAAUUCAAAAAAGAAUUCGAACGAUUAGUCAUUUUGGAUUACUUGAUACGCAAUACUGAUCGUGGAUUGGAUAAUUGGAUGAUUAGAUACUGUGAAGGUGGUACAACUCGAGGUCAUUUGAAAAAUGCAUCUUCCUCCAACAACAGCAGCAGCAAUACCAGCAUUAUUAUUGAUCAUCAUCAUGAAGAGCGAACAGGAAAAACAUCAUGCAAACAUGGAAACACUGCAGCACAUAUCCACAUUGCAGCUAUUGACAAUGGAUUGGCUUUCCCUUUCAAACAUCCGGAUGAAUGGCGUUCAUAUCCUUAUGGCUGGCUUGCUCUUCCUUCAAGUUUGGUAGCUCGUCCAUUUUCAAAAAGCACAAGGCGCAAAUUCCUUCCUAUUCUAUCUGAUCCUGUGUGGUGGCGUAAUACAGUGGAACGUCUGCGGCAACUCUUUCAAGUGGAUCCUGACUUUAACGAAAGAAUGUUUCAGCGGCAAAUGGCAGUAUUCCGUGGUCAGGGGUACAAUCUAGCACGUGCAUUGAAAGACAGUCAUGCGGGACCUUUGGACUUGGUAGCCAUGGAACGCAUUUUGGUGCAACAGGAAGAAGUAUUCAUUGAAUAUGAUGAAAAAAGAUUAGAGGAACGACUACCAAGAUUACGACCGAAACGAUCUACAUCAUUCAACGCCUAUGACGGAUCAUCUAGCAACUCGCCAUCGAUAUUGUCACCAUCCUCCUCAGCUACUCAUCGCAGCAACAAAAAAAGUUUGCCUUGGAAGGACCGGGUACGGAAACGGUUAUCAUUGGACUUGGGUCGUGGACGUUUGACAUUGCGACAUAUUGGAAGUGAUGGAGAAAUGAUGGAAGAUGAUUACUUAUCCAUUGAUUCCUUGGACGAUCAACAAGAACCGGUUAGAAAACGUGUUUUAUUUGUCAUGGAGACUAUCAAGUUGGUGAAAAGCAAGCUACCUUACUUUACUUGUUGCUAG